AUGUCCUUUCUUCUGAAUUCUUUAUAUUUUUCUUCUUUCUUUCUUUCUUUUUUUUUCUUUCUUUUUUCUUUCUUUCAUUCGUUCGUUUUCCUUUCUUUCUCGCCUUUCUUUUUCCACCUCUCCAAUGAAUUUCUUUCUGUCCUUUCUUCUGAAUUCUUUAUAUUUUUUCUUCUUUCUUUCUUUUCUUUCUUUCUUUCUUUCUUUUUUUCUUCAAUUCGUUCGUUUCCUUUCUUUCUCUUGACGCUUUCUUUUUCCACCUCUCAUUACAAUUUUUCUUUUGUUUCUUUUUUUUUAUCUUUUUUUUCUUCCUUCUUUUUUUUUGAAUUCCUUCUGCUCUCCUACUCAGCUGUCCUUUCUUCUGAAUUCUUUAUAUUUUUUCUUCUUUUUUCUUUCUUUUCUUUCUUUCUUUCUUUCUUUCUUUCUUUCAUUCGUUCGUUUCCUUUCUUUCUCUUGACUUUUUCCACCUCUCAUUACAAUGAAUUUCUUUGUUUCUUUCUUUUUUUAUCUUUCUUUCGUUCUUCCUACCUUCCUUUUUUUGAAUUCCUUCUGCUCUCCUACUCUGCUGUCCUUUCUUCUGAAUUCUUUAUAUUUUUUCUUCUUUCUUUCUUUCUUUCUUUCUUUCUUUCUUUCUUUCUUUCUUUCAGGAUUCGUUCCUGUCCUUUCUUCAAAUUCUUUAUAUUUUUUUCUUUCUUUCUUUCUUUCUUUCUUUCUUUCUUUCUUUCUUUCUUUCUUUCUUUAGUAUUCGUUCCUGUCCUUUCUUCUGAAUUCUUUUAUUUUUCUUCUUUCUUUCUUUUCUUUCUUUCUUUUCUUUCUUUCUUUCUUUCUUUCUUUCUUUCUUUCAUUCGUUCACUAAUUUCUUUGUUUCUUUCUUUUUUCUUUCUUUCGUUAAAGUACUUCCUUUUUCAUUUCCUUCUGCUCUCCUACUCAGCUGAGGUUUCUUUCUUUCUUUCUUUCAUUCGUUCGUUUCUUUCAAACUUCUUGCUUUCCUUUCUUUUUUCACCUCUCAUUACAAUGAAUUUCUUUGUUUCUUUCUUUUUUUCUUUCUUUCUUUUUCUAUACCUUCCUUUUUUAUUCCUUCUUCUCGUAAGCUUCCUUUCUUCUGAAUUCUUUUAUUUUUUCUUCUUUCUUUCUUUCUUUCUUUUCUUUCUUUCUUUCUUUCAUUCGUUCUUUCCUUUUCUUUCUCUUGACCUUUCUUUUCUUUCCUCUCAUUACAAUGACAUUUCUUUGUUUCUUGAUUUUUUAUCUUUUCUUUCGUUCUUCCUACCUUCUUUUUUUUUGAAUUCCUUCUGCUCUCCUACUCAGCUGUCCUUUCUUCUUAAUUCUUUAUAUUUUUCUUCUUUCUUUCUUUUCUUUCUUUUCUUUCUUUCUUUUUUUUUCAUUCGUAGAAGAAAUUCUUUUAUUUUUUUUUCUUCUUUUUCUUUCUUUCUUUCUUUUUCUUUCUUUCUUUCUUUCAUUCGUUCGUUUCCUUUCUUUCUCUUGGCCUUUCUUUUGGUUUUUACAAAAUUUCUUUGUUUCUUUUCUUUUUUAUCUUUUUUUUCGAAUUCUUCCUACCUUCCUUUUUUUUUUAUUCCUUCUAAUCACUGGAAUUCUUUAAUUUUUCUUCUUUCUUUCUUUCUUUUCUUUUUUUCUUUCUUUCUUUCUUUCUUUCUUUCUUUCAUUCGUUCGUUUCAUUUUCUUUCUCUUGACGCUUUCUUUUUCCACCUCGCAUUAAAUUUUCUUUGUUUCUUUCUUUUUUUCUUUCGUUCUUCAAAUCUGCUCUUAAUUGUCCUUUCUUCGAAUUCAUAUUUUUUCUUUCUUUCUUUCUUUCUUUUCUUUUUUCUUUCUUUCUUUCUUUCUUUUCAUUCCUGUCCUUUCUUUGAAUUCUUUAUAUUUUUCUUCUUUAUUUCUUUCUUUCUUUCUUUCUUUCUUUUUCUUUCUUUCUUUCUUUCAAAGUUCGUUUCCUUUCUUUCUCUUUUUUUCUUUUUCACCUCUCCAUUAAAUGAAUUUCUUUGUUUCUUUCUUUUUUUAUCUUUCUUUCGUUCUUCCUACCUUCUUUUUUUUGAAUUCCUUUUGAAUUCUCUUUUCUCCUCAGCUGUCCUUUGGGGAAUUCUUUAUAUUUUUUCUUUUUUCUUUCUUUCUUUCUUUCUUUCUUUUCUUUCUUUCUUUCUUUAUUUUCUCUCUUUCUUUUCUUUCUUUCUUUCUCUCUUUCUUUCUUUCUUUCUUUCUUUCUUUUUUUUUUCUUUCUUUCUUUCUUUCUUUCUUUCUUUCUUUCUUUCUUUCUUUUUCUUUCUUUCUUUCUUUCUUUUCUUUCUUUCUUUCUUUCUUUCUUUCUUUUCUUUCUUUCUUUUCUUCUUUCUUUUCUUUCUCUCUUUCUUUCUUUCUUUCUUUCUUUCUCUUUUUCUUUCUUUCUUUCUUUCUUUCUUUCAUUCGUUCGUUUUCCUUUCUUUUUCUCUUGACGCUUUCUUUUCCACCUCUCAUUACAAUGAAUUUCUUUGUUUCUUUCUUUUUUUAUCUUUCUUUCGUUCUUCCUACCUUCCUUUUUUUGAAUUCCUUCUGCUCUCCUACUCAGCUGUCCUUUCUUCUGAAUUCUUUAUAUUUUUUCUUCUUUCUUUCUUUCUUUCUUUCUUUCUUUCUUUCUUUCUUUCUUUCAUUCGUUCGUUUCCUUUCUUUCUCUUGACGCUUUCUUUUUCCACCUCUCAUUACAAUGAAUUUCUUUGUUUCUUUCUUUUUUUAUCUUUCUUUCGUUCUUCCUACCUUCCUUUUUUUGAAUUCCUUCUGCUCUCCCUACUCAGCUGUCCUUUCUUGAAUUCUUUAUAUGGAUUCUUCUUUCUUUCUUUUCUUUCUUUCUUUCUUUCUUUCUUUCUUUCUUUCAUUGUUCGUUUCCUUUCUUUCUCUUGA
This is a messenger RNA of Acanthosepion pharaonis, 2877 nucleotides long. The record is from the annotation of a GenBank genome assembly. NCBI's taxonomy places the organism in Eukaryota, Metazoa, Mollusca, Cephalopoda, Sepiida, Sepiidae.